UUUUUGCUGAUAAGUGAUAAUGAUAAAACACCACGAGUAGUUGCACAGGAAUUAACUUGAAAUUAUUUCCUCGAAUCGACUUCCAUUUCUUAUUUCUAUGAAUUGUGAUAUGUCUAACAGAAUCCCAAGAAAGCUACAUCAAGCAAAAUGAAACCGCAAGAAAUCGAAAGUAAACUUAUAGAAUUGCAAGAUAGUACUUCUUCAUCGGAUGUUUUGAAACAUGAUUCGGAUACUGAACCUGCCAGCACAUCGCAAUCAGUCCAAAACACUUCAUCUUCGACCGAAAAGGAAGAGAAAUGUAUUCUGAAACCGGAAGACCAACUAAGAGCUUUCCUACCAGUGCUGCAGAAUUUAUACCAACUAGAGGAAUCGAUGCCUUUUCAAGAGCCAGUAGAUCCGAUAAAAAUGGGUUUACCCAAUUACUUUACCAUUAUCAAAGAGCCAAUAGACUUGUCGAUCAUCAAAAGAAAGCUCGACGAUGGCCAAUACAUUGAUCCGUGGGAUUUCGUCAACGAUAUGUGGCUGAUGUUCGAUAACGCUUCGCUGUAUUUCAAAAAAUCGUCCGCAGUUUAUAAAUGUUGUACUAAAUUGGUUGAAAUCUUUGGGAAAAAGAUAGACCAAGUUAUGCGAAACAUGGGUUAUUGCUGCGGUCGUAAGUAUACAUGCAGUCCUCGAACGCGGCGCUGUUCUGGUAACCACGGUGAGAUAAUACAAAAGGACACAGACUAUUUCAGUUAUCAAAACGAGUACACUUUCUGUGCUAAAUGUUUCGAUGAAAUACCCGGAGAUACAGUUACCGUAGGUGAAGAUGCUUUUCAACAUCGGACAUUUAUCAAAAAGAAUCAGUUUGUGAAAGCGACGAACAGUGUCCCCGAAAUGGAGCCGUUUGUCGAGUGCCUAGAUUGUGGCAGAAGAUCACAUCAAAUAUGUGUUAUGUAUAUGGAUCAGAUGUGGUAUUCAAGAUUCGUUUGCAAAAAUUGCAACAAGAUUAAAAAAGUGAACAAAAAAGAAAGCAAAUUACGUGCAAGAAUGUUACCAAUCACUACUCUAGGCACUCACAUGGAAACCAGAGUGAACCAGUUCCUUAAAAAGAAAAACGCCGGAGCUGGCAAAGUGACCGUUCGGGUCGUAUCAAGUUGUGAGAAAACAGUCGUAGUAAAACCUGCCAUGAAGAGUCGAUUCGUCGAUACUGGAGCAUUACCCGAACAGUUCCCGUACAAAGCGAAAACUUUAUUAGCUUUUCAAGAAAUUGACGGCGUCGACGUGUGUAUUUUUGGUAUGCAUGUUCAAGAAUGCGGAUCGGAAUGUCCACCACCGAAUCAAAGACGCGUAUACAUCGCGUAUUUUGACUAUGUGCAGCUCUUUCAACCGGAAUGUUUUCGUAUUGCAGUUUAUCAAGAAAUUCUAUUAGGCUAUUUGGAUUACGUUAAAAAAUUAGGGUACAUGGUGGCUCAUAUAAGGGCUUUUACUCCUCCAGAAGAAGAGAAUUUCAUGUUUCAUUGUCGUCCUGACGAUCAAAAGAAUUUCUCGCAGAAACGAUUAACAGAAUUGUAUAGAAAAAUGUUAGAUAAAGGUAUCGUCGAGAAAGUAAUAGACGAAUACAACGAUAUUUUGAAACAAGCGAUGGAAGAUCAAAUACAAUCUGUCACCGGUUUGCCGUAUUUCGAAGACGAUUUAUGGCCUAACGUGUUAGAAGAAAGUAUCAAUGAGUUGAAACAAGAGGAAGAAGAAAAAAGACAGCAAGCUGGAGCUGCAAAAACUGCCUCAAACGCGGUAGAUGAACAGCUCGGAUACGAUGUAUGCAUCGAUGAUAAUGGAAAUAAAAUAAUGAAUUUGAAUUAUUUAAUGGCCAAGAUUUACAAAGCUAUGGUGAAAUACCAGCAUAAUUUCUUCGUUAUUCGUUUACAUUCGGCUGAGACUGCAGCCAACUUACCGCCUAUCGCAGAUCCGGAUCAGCUAAUCGCAUGUGACCUCAUGGACGGUGGAGAUGCGUUCUUAACGAUGGCUCGUGAAAAGGGUUACGAAUUUUCGUCGCUACGUCGAGCGAAAUUCUCGACAAUGGCGUUAGUCUAUGAAUUAUUAUAUACCCGCAUUCCAAUUGAUUAUUUUUACAUCUGUAAUAAAUGUAAAAAAGUAGUCGAAAUGAGAUUCCAUUGUGUCAGGUGUAAAGAUUACGAUCUUUGUAUAUCUUGUUUCGACAAAGAAGGACAUCCUCAUAAAAUGAACAAGGUUUAUUUGGGUUUGGAUCUCGAGAACGAUACUUUAUCGACUUUAGAAGUAUCAGCCUAUCCUCUGGAAGUAAGAAAACAAUCGAUGCAGGUUUGUAUCGACUCUUUGACUCACGCUUGCCAAUGUCGAGUCGCAAGUUGCCCGUUAUUAAGUUGUCAGCGCAUGAAACGUGUUAUUCUUCACUCUCGUACCAAGCAAUGCAAGCUGGAAGGGAAGGUAAGUUGCCCAAUUUGCAGGCAUCUUACGAUUGUGGUUUACCAUCACGCCAAAGAUUGUCGAGAUACAGAAUGCGCAGUGCCCGAAUGUUCGAGUAUCAGAAAGGAAAUGAACCAGAUACUACUGCAGCAAAGCGUAGAACGAGCUAAAUUGCUAUUGCGUCAUGUAGCUGAGAUGAAAUCGAGUAUCUCGAGCAGUACCGAAUCAAGUUCGCAGUCCAAUUCAGAGACUUCGUCUCCGGGCAGUUCUGGACAAAAUUCGUCUCAGACUCCGACUAAGAAGAGUGUGCGAGUGUUAUUAUCGACAGCGCAAGUAUUGCAUUUGCCGAGCCAUCCUCAGCUGCAGCAAGACAAAGUACUACAAGAACUGAAGGCAAAUCCUCAACUUACGGUAGCGUUUGUGAAGGAAAGACGAGAAGAACAGCAACAAUCGGGUGAUCGUACGAAACAGCUGCCCGCGCUACAGUCUUCGGUUGCCGAUGGACCGAUUCCGAUGGAAGUGGAUGUUGUAGCGCCUUCUGUGACUGGUGUUCUGAAACCGGAAGUUCAAAAAAGAGCUUUCCUACCACUGCUGCAAUAUUUAUUCCAACAACAUGAAUCGCUGCCUUUCCGAGAACCAGUUGAUCCAGUAGAGUUGGGUGUACCCAAUUACUUCGAUGUUAUCAAAAACCCGAUGGACUUGUCGACCAUUAUAAGCAAGCUCAACGAUGGCCUGUACGGUGAUCCGUGGGAUUUCGUCAACGAUGUAUGGCUGAUGUUCGAUAAUGCUUGGCUAUUCAACUUAAAAUCGUCCUGCGUUUAUAAAUGUUGUACUUUGUUAGCUGAACUUUUCCGAUACGAAAUCACACCAAUUAUGCAAAGCCUAGGUUAUUGUUGCGGUCGCAAGUAUACGUUUAGUCCAGAAAAGCUGACCUGCUUCGGUAAACAACUGUGCCAAAUUCCCAGAGAAGCCCAGUAUUUCAAUUACCAAAACAAAUACACUUACUGUGUUAAUUGUUUCAAGGAAAUACCUGGAGAUGAAGUAGCCGUAGCUGACGAUCUUUCUCAAUCUCCAACUGUGAUUAAAAAGGAUCAGUUCGUAGAAAUGUGUAACGGAUGCCGCGAAACGGAAUCGUUUGUAGAAUGCUUAGAAUGUGGCAUAAAAUUGCAUCGAAUAUGCAUUUUGCACGUCGAUCAGAUAUGGCCUUCGGAAUUCGUUUGUGACAAUUGUUUGAAGAAAAAUAACAUGAAAAGAAAAGAAAAUGAAUUCCGUGCCAAGGCGUUACCAAUUACUGAAUUAUCUACCUACAUCGAAGCCAGAGUCAACAAGCUCCUCGAAGAUAGAGAGCUCGGAAUUAGCAAAGUGACCGUUCGUGUUAUAUCCAGCUCGCAAAAAACGAUGAAAGUGAAACCUUACAUGAAGAGUCGAUUCGUCGAUACAGGAAAAUUACCCGAACAAUUCCCAUACACAGCGAAAGUUCUAUUUGCAUUUCAAGAAAUCGACGGCGUUGACGUGUGUGUUUUCGGUAUGCAUGUUCAAGAAUACGGAUCCGAAUGCCCUCAACCGAAUCAAAGACGCGUAUAUAUCGCGUAUUUUGACUACGUGCACUUUUUCGAACCUGAGACGUAUCGUACUGACGUUUAUCAAGAGAUUUUAUUAAGCUACUUGGAUUACGUUAAGAAAUUAGGGUAUACCAUGGCUCAUAUGUGGGUGUGUUCUCCGCCCAAAGGAGAAGAUUUCAUUUUUAAUCACCAUCCUCAUAAUCAGAAAGUUCCUUCUCACAGACAAUUAAUGAUUGGGUGUCGGGAUCUGUUGGGUAAAGCCGGUUACAAAGAUAUUUUGAAACGAGCUAUGGAAGAUAAGUUACAAUCUGCCGCUGAACUGCCGUACUUCGAGGGCGAUUUUUGGCCUAUUAUCUUGGAAGAAAUUAUUAAAGAUUUGGACCAGCUGAAAGAAGAAAAAAAAGUGCAAACUGAUGCUAAAGACUUAAUAGCCAUAAUUUACGCAAUUAUGGAAAAAGUGAAAGAUGGUUUCCUCGCUAUUCAAUUACACUCGACUCGAACAGCAGCCACCUUGCCGAUUAUCGAAGAUCCGGAUCCGUUAAUCGCCUGUGACCUCAUGGACGGUAGAGAUGCCAUCUUAACUUUGGCUCGUAACAGACAUUACGAAUUUUCAACCCUUCGUCGAGCGAAAUUCUCAUCGAUGGCGAUGCUGUAUGAAAUACAUAUUAUCCAAAAUAUGCAGAAUUACAAGCGUUGCGGAAACGCCGAGGGUCAAUUUCAACGUGCAGCGUUUCCGUCGCAUUUUCGUGUUUUCUGAACCUGAAAACAAUACGAAAUGCCACCCCCAAGUGUGUUGAUUUUUUGUUUCAUUUUAUUUGAAACACUUGUUGAAUUGUUGUUUUUUUAUUGUGUUCAUAUUUUUUUAAAUACCUACUCGUUUCAUUUUACUUAUUUACUUUUGAAACCUAUCGUUAAAUUCACUAUUUUUUGUGACAUUUUUUAUACCACUUGGGAUUUUUUUACCGAAUUGAUUUUUUGUGUAUUUCUAAGUCGUUCUACCAUUUAUUACAACUCUCAUUGUGUUGUUCCUAUCAUUUUUCUAAAGGUGUCUACUUACUUGGUUCUGAAACCUCUUGUUGAAGUUCGCAAGUUUUUGUUACAUUUUUUAAAGCACCUGUUUAGAUUAUUUCUCUUUAGUGACUUUCAUGAGACUUUUUAUACUUUUUAUUUUCAAUGUGCGAUUUACUAUGUUUUUAUAUGUAUUUCGAUAAGUUGUAGUUAUGGCAAUUUAUGAAUUUAAUGUUGAUAAUUUUAAAAUGAAUGGAUAAUGAUAUUUUGUUGGGUCGUGUA
Molecule: messenger RNA, 5276 nt
Organism: Planococcus citri (citrus mealybug)
Lineage: Eukaryota; Metazoa; Arthropoda; Insecta; Hemiptera; Pseudococcidae
Product: histone lysine acetyltransferase CREBBP-like
Exons: 24
Coding region: 148-4743 (1531 amino acids)
Biological process (GO): positive regulation of transcription by RNA polymerase II
Cellular component (GO): transcription regulator complex; histone acetyltransferase complex
Molecular function (GO): transcription coactivator activity; protein binding; zinc ion binding
Source: RefSeq, a predicted model, not a curated record